AUGGACUUGCCUGGACCUUGCCUACUUGUGCUCUUCUGUUAUGGGCAGCUCUUGCCAUGGGUCAGGACCAAGGGUGAUCAGGAUUCAGACAAGCUCUACAAUGAGACCGUGGCAAAGACCUUCCUGCAGUUUUACGAGCAUACAGCACAGGUUGUCUGGAACCAGUUCAUGGAAGCCACCUGGAACUAUGUCACCAACAUCACCAAGAAAAAUCGAGAGGAGAUGCUGCACAAGGACAUGGAGAGGUCCCAGCACACACUAUACUUUGGCACCCGGGCCCGCCUGUUUAACAUUGCCAACUUUCAAGACCCGGACGUGAAGCGCAUGCUGAGUAACCUGCAGAACAUAGGCAAGGCGGCCCUGCCCAAGGACAAGCUCCAGGAGUACAACCAGAUUCUGGCCUACAUGGAGACCACAUACAGCAUGGGCCAGGUGUGCCUGAAUGAGGGACCCUGCCUGUCCCUGGAGCCCGACCUCGAAGAAGUCAUGGCCACCUCCCGGGACCAAAAGGAGCUGCUAUGGGCCUGGCAGGGCUGGAGGGAUGCUGUGGGUCGCCAGCUCCGCACCACCUUUGAGCGCUAUGUGCAGCUCAGCAACAAGGCUGCAAAGCUCAACGGUUACAAAGACAUGGGGGCCUUGUGGCGGUCCACAUAUGAGUCCAACAUGCUGGAGGAAGACCUGGAGAAGCUCUACCAGGAGCUGCAGCCGCUCUACCUGAACCUACACUCCUACGUGCGCCGGGCCCUGCACCGCUUCUACGGGCCCGAGCUCAUCGACCUGAGGGGGCCCAUCCCUGCCCACGUCCUGGGGAAUAUGUGGGCUCAGUCCUGGGUCAGCAUCUUAGACCUGGUCCUCCCUUUCCCGGAGAAGCCCCCUGAGGACAUCACAAAGAUCAUGAAAGGCCAGCACUGGAAGCCCGAGAAAAUGUUCCAAGAGGCUGAAAAAUUCUUCACCUCCCUGGGGCUGCUUUCCACCCCUCCUGAGUUCUGGAAAAAUUCCAUGAUGGAAAGGCCAACGGACGGGCGGGAGGUGGAGUGCCACGCGUCCUCCUGGGACUUCUACAACGGCAAGGACUUCAGGAUAAAGAAGUGCACCGAGGUGACCAUAGAAGACCUGCUCUCCAUCUUCCACCAGAUGGGCCAUAUCCAGUACUUCCUGCAGUACAAGAACCUCUCCGUGAUCUUCCGCAAAGGUGCCAACCCAGCCUUUGAAGAAGCUGUGGGGUCAGUGGUCACCCUCUCGGCCUCCUCCCACAAGUACCUUCUUAACCGAGGACUGCUCAGCCACCAGCACCAGGACUCAGAGGAGGAGGUCAAUUUCCUGAUGGGCAUUGCCCUGCAGAAGAUCGCCUUCAUCCCCUUCGCCUACCUGGUGGACCUGUAUCGCUGGAAGAUCUUUGAUGGCACCAUCCAGAAGGCUGUCUACAACCAGGAGUGGUGGAGCCUCAGGCUGAAGUACCAGGGUCUGUGCCCCCCUGUCGCUCGGUCAGAGGAAGACUUUGAUCCAGGCGCCAAGUUCCACAUCUCUGCCAGCCUGCCCUACAUACGGUACUUCAUCAGCCUAGUGCUCCAGUUCCAGUUCCACGAAGCGCUCUGCAAGGCCUCGGGCCACAUGGGACCGCUACACCGCUGUGACAUCUAUAACUCCAAGGAGGCUGGCAAGCUUCUGGAGGAUGUCCUAAAGCUGGGCUGGAGCAAGCCCUGGCCAGAAGUCCUGGAGAAGAUAACUGGGGAGACCAAGGUGUCUGCAAAGGCCCUCAUGACCUACUUCAAGCCCCUGCUGGACUGGCUGGUCACUGAGAAUGUGCGGCAUGGGGAUAUCUUGGGCUGGCCAGACUUCAGCUGUUCCUUUGAAGAAAAAGAGACAGACAGAGUGGCAUUCCUGGAUCUGGAGCUGGACCCUGACCAGGCCAAAUUUGGGCAGUGGAUGUUACUGGCCCUGAGCUUUGUCAUGUUCCUGGUGGUCCUGCUGCUGGCCUACAGGCUGUACACCCUGCAAAAAAGGUUACUGACCCAAGACACCAGUGCACAGGACACCAGUGCUCAGGACACCAGCGCACAGGACACCAGUGCACAGGACACCAAUGCACUCAAGACGCCACCCAAAGCCUACUUCCUGGGCAUAGCCAUGGAGCCCCACCAGGUUGCCAAAAGACAGUGGAUGCUGCUGGGACUCUGCCUCAUCCUGAUACUGUGCUCAAUCAGCCUGAUCAUUCGGAUUUCCACACAGCACAACAGGAUGCCUCCGUGGAUGAGAUCUGACUGGUGGAGCUGGGACUAG
Molecule: messenger RNA, 2280 nt
Organism: Camelus dromedarius (Arabian camel)
Lineage: Eukaryota; Metazoa; Chordata; Mammalia; Artiodactyla; Camelidae
Product: angiotensin-converting enzyme-like protein Ace3
Exons: 14
Coding region: 1-2280 (759 amino acids)
Biological process (GO): proteolysis; positive regulation of systemic arterial blood pressure; regulation of systemic arterial blood pressure by renin-angiotensin
Cellular component (GO): plasma membrane
Molecular function (GO): peptidyl-dipeptidase activity; metallopeptidase activity
Source: RefSeq, a predicted model, not a curated record